AGACUCUUCUCACUCAUUUCUCAUCGACCCGAGCAGAGCAGCCACUCGAUCCACAAUCCCCCUCUCCUCCCUCCCUUCCCCCCCACGCCGCCUCUCUCCCCUGCGCGAGGCGACCGGCGGAGUAGCCGGGCGAAGCAGGCGGUGGCUGCCGACCCACCCGGGGAGACGACGACUGCGACGACGGCAAGGAAGAGGCGGCGUGGUUCUUGGGGCCGGCGAUGACAUCGACCCCGCCGGCGCGAGAUCUCGACCCGGCGGCCCCGCCCACGCGAGAUCUCGCGGGACUCGCCCUCGGCGCCGAGAGAUCCCGCCGCCCGCGGCCUCGCCAUGGAGCCCACGCCGCCACGCCCUCAGGCCAAUCGCCCGACCGGCGCGGCUCCUCCUCCUCCUCGUCGUCCACCUGCAAAGAUUUCCUCCGGAAGUUCGUGGACAACGAGCUUCUGACUGCUAGCCUGGAGGACUGGUUUUCCGGCAACAGCCAGGACUGCGGUUUCAGGAAGCCGUCUUUCGAGGUCCCUUUCGACCUCACCGAGCUGCAGAGUUUCGACUAUGCUCUUGAAGGUGUUACCUUUCAGCAGCUCGUGCGGAUGCCCAACGCUCUCCAUGCCUCGACAUCGGAUGUCUUUGAAGCCACCGCGCAUCUUGCUCUGGAGGAUUUUCUGCAUGCGGGGAUCAAGGGGCUGUGGGAGGCCUUCUGGGGUCCUGAGGAAGCGAUGCCUUUCUCGGUCGCUUGUAUACACAGCACGAGCUCCAGGUUUUAUCCUGCUGAGAAGGCUAUUAGCAGUGGGAAACUCGAUGGUGUUUGCGCGACGGCUGUGCUGCUGAAGAACUCGAAGCAUUCGCAAGGAAGGUGGGAUCAUAUUGUCGUGCUGGCUUUGUUGAGACCUGAUAUUGGGAUGGUUUCUGCACAGAACGACCAGCGACCAUCUCCUGCUGUCCUGGGGGAGGCAUUGUUCUUUGCGCUUCGUGUGCUACUCUCUCGGAGCCUAAGCAGGUCCUCCACUGUCCUUCGCAAUUCAGAUUCUGUUUAUGUGCUCCUUGUUGAUUCGCAGUUUGGGGGAGUGGUAAAUGUCCAAGGUGAUCUGAACAAGUUGAAUUUCGAUUCGAACAAUGUUUAUGAGUGUGCUGCUGAAUGGAUAAAAAAGGAAGCCAAAAUUACAGUUUCUUCCGUAGAUCGAGUGUGGAACAAACUUGGUAAUGCCAACUGGGGAGACGUCGGGACCCUUCAAGUUCUCCUUGCAGUUUUCCACUCGAUGAUCCAAUUCUGUGGAGCACCAAAGUAUUCUCUUGAUGAACUAGCCACAGAGCACAGUUCCAGGCUACAGUGUCGAAGAUCAGAAAGACACUUGGUUGAUAGGCAGUCUAACAAUGGAAAUGGUCUGUUUCGAUUCCAGCAACGAAGUCAUUCCCCUGAAAUUGUGGAAGUACAGGAGGAAGGUACUGUUGAUAUAAAACCUGAGGAGAUCUUGAAGCUUGAGAUAGGGUCCAUUGUCUUGAUGGAGGACUCUAGCUGCCAGAAGAGUUUUCAGAUCAAUGAUAUUCGAACAGAAAGUGAGCCUCCUAUUUAUGGUGCUAUUCCUGUGGAAGAGCCUACCAGAUCCUAUUUGUUGUAUGUAGGUUCCAGCCCUUCUCAUCUGGAGCCAGCAUGGGAGGAUAUGAAUUCCUGGUACCAAGUUCAAAGACAGACGAAAGUACUGACCUUGAUGAAGCAAAGAGGCAUUUCUAGCAGAUACAUACCGCAGAUGGAAGCUUCUGGACGUGUAGUCCAUCCAGGCCCAUGUAACAAGCCAAACUCCAGCGGGAGUUGUGGUCAUCCAUUGUGCAGUACUCCAAUCCUUGUCACCUCACCAGUCGGUGAGACAAUUUCAAAUCUGAUACGGAACGGAUUGUUUGGUGUGGAGGACGCUCUCAGAUGUUGUCAUGACUGUUUGUCUGCUCUUGCUGCUGCAUCAUCUGCAGGAAUCCGUCACGGUGACAUACGGCCAGAGAAUGUGAUCCGUGUCAGCAAUGGUUCAAGGCCUCCAUAUUUUGUACUUAUUGGAUGGGGUCAUGCUAUACUAGAAGAUAGGGAUCGACCCUUAAUGAAUCUAUUCUUCUCAUCUACAUUUGCUCUCCAGGAAGGCAAGCUAUGUGCAGCAUCAGAUGCAGAAAGUUUAAUUUAUCUUUUAUAUUUCUCGUGCGGUGGAGUCUGCCCAGAGCUUGACUCAGUUGAAGGUGCACUUCAAUGGAGGGAAGCAUCAUGGUCAAGGAGAGUUAUACAGCAGAAAUUGGGUGACGUUGCAGCAGUGUUGAAAGCAUUUGCAGAUUAUGUUGACAGCCUUUGUGGGACCCCAUACCCAAUGGACUAUGAGAUAUGGUUGCGAAGGUUUCGUAGAACAAUCAAUGAAGAUCAUGGGAAAGAGGUUGAUACAUCAAGUUAAUGAUGCAGAAAAUGCUCUUCACAAUUGCAACCUGGAAGAUCAAGAGCAGUUAAAUCCAUACCGUGUAUUGUUGUUGUAGAUAAUUGGUAAUUUAUUGGUAGAAUUGUAGGUCUUGUGAAAGGUCCAUAGCUCACAGUACCCUUGGUCUUACUCCAAUUCAUCUGAUGGGUACCUACAAUCUGGCAACCUGCUGCUGCUCUCAACUUGGAUUUUUGACUGUAUUACCCUCUCACAAGAAUGCAGUGGAGAUCCUUGAGGAUAUCGGCAACAGGAUUAUUUUGGAAAUGUUCAAAGUUGGCAAGCCAUGCUUUGGCUUAUCUCAGAGAUUCUGUGUUCAUUCUACUCGUUCUGGCUGAUUAUAUCAACGAUUCGAUCCUGAUCAGUGUCUAAAAUGUUAAACUUUAAAGUGGUAGAUCACAAGUGUGUGGUAUAGUGGAUCAAUUUUUUUGCUCGCUUUUCUUUUAGAUAUUGCUCCAGAAUGGAUUUGUGAAUUGUGAUUAGAGGCGGUGUACUGGUGCGGCAUAGUUAGUAGCAGUCUGUUCUGACUAAAUUAAUUUUUUGGUGAGGGGAGGUGCAACUGUCAGAUGCAUCCAGUUCAUGUAAAUGUUGGUCAUGUUCAGUUGUUCCAAACUCCUGUCCUGCAAUUGCUGGGUGUUGAUUUGUGUGAUAAUCCUCACUUGGCCCAUCCCAUGCAUGGAGAAAUAUUCUUGUGAUAGUGGUAUGAAUCAUUUCUUUGCACCA
Messenger RNA from Brachypodium distachyon (stiff brome), 3161 nucleotides. RefSeq lists its product as uncharacterized. Bases 219 to 2420 code for a protein of 733 amino acids. Lineage: Eukaryota; Viridiplantae; Streptophyta; Magnoliopsida; Poales; Poaceae. The transcript is spliced from 2 exons. The record is from RefSeq and is a predicted model, not a curated record.